GAGAGAGUAAAAGACAACGUAAUGACAUCUAUAUUGUACUAGUCGUCGCUCUUCAUCAUCGUUCUGCAUAUCGGAGCAAAUAUGUCGUUAACGUAACAAAAUCAUCGUCCGGAAUUACCGUCGCGGGGACACUACGAGGGCAUUUGAAGGCUUUUAUGAAACAGAGGCGUGUCACUUGUCGUGACUUCUGCGAGAGUAGAGGAUCGUCAACAGAUUCCUGCGGGCCACAUAAUUCUGUUGGAAGAACAGUCGUGCAGUGUUUGUCGUGACACUACCUGAUUAACAUACGCUCGGACGUACCAAAUAUAUCCGGAUAUAUAUAAUGUACGAAAGGAAGAAUCUGUAUUCGCUGUAGAAUGAGUUCGUAUUAUUGAGAUCAGCAGUUGCUCCAAUAUUAAAAGUAGAAUCUGUAUUAUCUCAAUUUACAUCAACUAAUUGUAAGUGUUGAGUAAAACGAGAUCAAAAGUGAUGUGCAUUAAUAAGUGAUCAUCUCCGAAAUAUCAAGGAUGGUUAAACAAAUAGCAAAAAUGGAUAAAAAGAAGGAGUUGAUUACAUGCCGAGAUAUCUUAUGGCUCUUAGUCCUUUUCGGCUUCGCCAUCAAUUACAUGCUGCGAUUAAACUUGAAUCUCACCAUCGUCGCGAUGGUGAUACCAUAUCCGAAACCAGCGGCGAUCGCGCAGUGCAACGUGGAGAUGUCAACUGUUGACGUUUGGAUCAACGAAACGUCUUGGGACGAGAAUGUCUCCAUUCCGAUUACAACGCCGUCCUUCACAAACGUUACGUAUGCAGACCGAUUCGCCUGGAACGAGUACGAGCAAGGAUUGACAUUGGGUGCCUACUACUGGUUGCACUGGAUGUCGCAGCUUCCCGGUGGUCUCCUGGCCAGGCGUUACGGCACGAAACUCGUGUUUGGCUUGGCAAAUCUUUUAACCGCUCUCUUAGGAUUUCUCAUACCAUACGUGACGCAUCUGUACAUGUUGAUAGCUCUUCGUGUGAUACAGGGGCUGAUCGCGGGUGUUGUAUGGCCGUCGAUGCACGACAUGACGGCGAAAUGGAUCCCACAGAAUGAGAGAAGCAAAUUCGUCAGCGCAUAUCUCGGUAGUUCCGUGGGAGCCGCGGUUACUUAUCCUCUGUGUGCAGCCGUUAGUAAUUCCUUCGGUUGGGGCGCAUCCUUCCACGUGACGUCUCUGCUAGGCAUAAUUUGGUUCUGCUUCUGGCACUUGCUCGUGUACGAUUCGCCGCAACAGCACCCGCGGAUUUCCGAGAAGGAAAAAAAUUACAUUCUCGACAAUAUCACUGGAUCCGUCGAGGAUGAGGAAAAGGCUCGGAUUCCCUGGAGGUCCAUCAUUUUAUCGAGGCCGGUAUGGGUUACCAUUAUCGCACAUUGGGGCAUGGCUUGGGGUUUCUUCACCCUUAUGACGCAGGCGCCGACUUACUUCAACUUUAUUCACGGAUGGAAUAUUAACGCCAUUAAAUUACUUUUCCAGACCGGCUUGUUGGCGGGAGCGCCGCACCUCCUCAGAAUGGUCUUCUCGUACUUGUUCUCAAUGAUGAGCGACUGGUUGCUACGCACGAGGCGAAUGAGCUUGAUGAACGUCAGGAAGCUGGCCACCUUCGUUUGCACCGGCAUACAAGGGAUCCUCAUCGUCGCUCUUGGAUUCAGCGGGUGUCACCCGUUACUCGCGGUCAUCUUCAUGAUGGCCGGUACGGCGGUCAACGGCGCCGUUUCCGCCUCCACUUUGGCAAUCUUCGUCGACCUGAGUCCUAAUUAUGCCAGCGUCCUUCUUGGAUUCGCCGGCAUGAUCAUCAUAUGGGCCGGAUUCAUCUCGCCGGCCAUCGUUGGCGCAUUGACGAAUAAUAACCAAACUGUGGGACAGUGGCGUUUGGUCUUCCUCAUCGCCGCCGCCAAUUCGAUAGCGAGCUGCGUCAUAUACAUGAUAUUUGGCACUUCAAAGGAGCAACCGUGGAAUCAGUAUACCAAAUUAAAUACGAAGGUACGAGAGAUGCAGGAGCUAGUACCUGCAGCGGCCGUGAAACGUAACAAUGACGCCGAGGACGACACUGAAAAGUCCAAUUUUAUUAAAGAAAGAUAACAAAUUAAUUCUCAAUUCUUUCGUCACUGUAUGCUUAUAGCAGUUUCUUGCUAGUUUCUUGCUCGAUUCUUUAGGACGAAAUGCUAUUGUGGCGACCGCCCGCCAAGCUAUUAAAAUGAAAUACCAUUAGAGUGCUCUCUUUUAUUUCAAUAUUUUGUCGCUGUCAUACGCGCAAUCGCCAAGAAUACCGCUUUAGUAAACUCACUUGAAAGACAUUAUUUAAACAAAGAGGAUGUUAACGAUUGAUCGUAUAUUUGGUAAUACAUUCGCAUAACUUAUUCCUGGAACAUCUCAUCACAAGGAACCAAAGGAAGGAGUGACAGUACAGCGUAAAUAAAUGCUAAACUAUUUGCGAUACACUGUAAGACGUAUUACGAUCCAGUUGUAUCUGCGAUCGAACCAUACACACGCUCCACAAAUUAAACUCACACACAUCGAAUUUCUUACAAUAAUAACGCGUUUUACUUGGUCUUUUCGCAUAUGCGCAAUAUGUAAAUUGCGCUGCCCAAGUUUCAGUAAUCGACGGGCGGCGGAUCGAUCGUGCUCUAUCAUAUGGCCGACAUCACGUCCAUCCUACCUUCUUACACGAAAGAAUUACCGGAAUUAUCACAGCUCCUUUUCUGCUGUGAAGCAGAUUAAAUACCGCGCCUUAUCCUAUUUCCCGUGGACAAGCACUGUGCAGCUACCAUUCACCUUUUCGAAUCAUCGCCUGUAAAUGAAAAUACGCAGUAACCCGAAUUGUCGAAACGUUCAUAUUUUCACAAACCACUGUAGAAAUAAACUAAGUACAACGUGCAGACGUCUGGCACAUUAAAUAGCAACGUCGUUAUACAUAUUGAGAUAUUGCAUCUUACAAUUCUGUGAAUCUAAUAAAGUAUUAAUUUCCUUCGCUCUGUAAUAAACACCUCUCUCAGAUGUCUACACAUUAA
Vollenhovia emeryi is the source of this 3022-nucleotide messenger RNA. RefSeq names its product sialin (gene NaPi-T). Gene Ontology annotation, cellular component: plasma membrane. Lineage: Eukaryota; Metazoa; Arthropoda; Insecta; Hymenoptera; Formicidae. The record is from RefSeq and is a predicted model, not a curated record. The transcript is spliced from 9 exons. Gene Ontology annotation, biological process: monoatomic anion transport; transmembrane transport. The coding region runs from base 507 to 2093 and encodes 528 amino acids. Gene Ontology annotation, molecular function: transmembrane transporter activity.